This is a messenger RNA of Oenanthe melanoleuca, 7516 nucleotides long. RefSeq names its product nuclear receptor corepressor 1 (gene NCOR1). The record is from RefSeq and is a predicted model, not a curated record. Gene Ontology annotation, biological process: negative regulation of transcription by RNA polymerase II. Lineage: Eukaryota; Metazoa; Chordata; Aves; Passeriformes; Muscicapidae. The transcript is spliced from 37 exons. The coding region runs from base 1 to 6480 and encodes 2159 amino acids. Gene Ontology annotation, molecular function: nuclear thyroid hormone receptor binding; transcription corepressor activity.
AUGACCCUACACAGGUACCCCACAGCAUUUUGUGUGUUCUUUACUUUGUCUCCUGUCCUGCAGAAUAAUGAGAAGCAAAUGCGGCAGCUCUCUGUCAUCCCUCCCAUGAUGUUCGAUGCAGAGCAGAGAAGGGUGAAGUUCAUCAACAUGAACGGGCUGAUGGAGGAUCCCAUGAAAGUUUAUAAAGACAGGCAGUUCAUGAAUGUCUGGACAGACCAUGAGAAGGAGAUUUUUAAGGAAAAGUUUGUCCAACAUCCCAAGAACUUUGGUCUCAUUGCUUCCUACUUGGAACGAAAGAAUGUUCCUGACUGUGUAUUAUAUUAUUAUUUGACCAAGAAAAAUGAAAAUUAUAAAGCCCUUGUGCGGAGGAAUUAUGGCAAACGCAGAGGAAGAAACCAGCAACAGAUUGCUCGUCCUUCUCAAGAAGAAAAGGUAGAAGAAAAGGUAGAAGAGGAAAAAUCAGACAAAUCAGAAAAAAAAGAGGAGGAAAAGAAAGAUGAGGAGGAGAAGGAUGAGAAGGAGGAAUCUAAAGAGAAUACCAAAGAAAAGGACAAAACUGAAGUUGCACCAGAGGAGACAGAGGAAAGGGAGCAGGCAGCUCCUCGGGGCCGAAAAACUGCCAACAGCCAAGGUCGGCGUAAGGGCAGAAUCACCAGAUCAAUGACAAAUGAAGCUGCACAAGCAAAUGCUGCUGCAGCUGCAGCCACUGAAGAGCCACCACCACCUCUGCCACCCCCACCAGAACCUUCUUCUACAGAACCUGUGGAGACAUCCCGCUGGACAGAAGAAGAAAUGGAAGUUGCUAAGAAAGGUCUAGUGGAGCACGGGCGAAACUGGGCAGCGAUUGCCAAAAUGGUUGGGACAAAAAGUGAAGCUCAGUGUAAGAACUUCUACUUCAACUACAAAAGGAGACACAACCUGGACAGCCUCCUCCAACAGCACAAACAGAAGUCAUCGCGAAGGCCCCGAGAGGAGCGAGAUGUGUCACAGUGUGAGAGUGUGGCUUCCACUGUGUCAGCUCAGGAGGAUGAAGAUAUUGAAGCAUCUAAUGAAGAAGAGAACCCAGAAGACAGUGAAGGUGCUGAAAAUAGUUCUGAUACAGAAAGUGCUCCAUCUCCAACUCCAGCAGAACCUGCUAAACCGACUGAAGAAACUCCAUCUGAACCUGCUGCUCCAAAAGUAACCACUGAGGCCCCAGCAGAGCAGGAAUCUGCCAUUAAACCUGCAGCCAGCACAUCUCCCUCCUUACCAGCCCAAAGUGUAUCAACAGCUGAAACUCAGAACCCUGAGCCACAGGUCAAGGAAGAAGUAAACACUGAGGCUGAAGAGCCUAUGGAAGUGGACAGUAGAAGCCAUUCAGCUGAAGCUAAGCCUGUGAUUACUCUUCCAGUUCAUACCAAAGUAGAACCUGUAGAGACUGAAAUGAGGCUACCAGAGAAUAUUCAAGUGAAAAUAGAGAGUGAUACCAAAGAGAGAGAGGUGGAGAAACCCAAGGAAAAGUCAGAACCUGAGGAAAUGGACUACAGCCUGCCCCAGCAAGUUACUACAGCCAGACCAGAAUCCCAUUCAGAUAAUGACUCCAGUGCUACCUGCAGUGCUGAUGAGGAGGUUGAUGGGGAGCCUGACAGACAGGGUAUCUACAGCAGAGAGUCAAAGCCCUCACUGUUAAAUCCCACUGGGUCAAUUCUGGUAUCAUCCACAAUAAAGCAAGGGCAGAUGGACCUGCAACAGCUUCACCACCGAGCUGCUGUCAUCCCACCUAUGGUUUCCUGCAGCCCCUGCUCUGUCCCCGUGGGCACCCCAGUGAGUGGUUACGCUCUCUACCAGCGCCACAUCAAGGCCAUGCACGAGUCAGCGCUGCUGGAGGAGCAGCGGCAGCGCCAGGAGCAGCUGGACAUGGAAUAUCGGGCUGCUGUCAGCCCCUGUGGCACCUCCAAGAGCCCCAGUGUGGAGUGGGAAGGAAAACCAGUGGCCUAUAUGCCUUAUGCUGAGGUCAAGAGAAUAGAACAGGAAGCACAAGUGCAAAAUCCAGCCACAAGGUCAGCAUCACCCUACAGGUUAUCUCCAAGAGAAGUCAAUAAAGCCUCUCCCCAGCCUGAGAUGAAUGCAGCUCGCUACAGUGUCCCUCCAGUUCUCCAGCCAGCCCCCCACCAGGUGAUAACCAAUAUUCCCGAAGGAGUUCGCCUGCCCACAACCAGACCCACCAGACCACCACCACCACUCAUUCCAUCCUCCAAAACCAGUGUGCCAUCAGAAAAACCUUCCUUCAUCAUGGGAGGCUCGAUCUCACAAGGAACACCUGGCACUUAUUUAACAUCCCACAGUCAAGCUUCCUAUGCCCAAGAAACUGCAAAGCCAUCAGUGGGUUCUAUAUCCCUUGGGCUGCCAAGGCAGCAAGAAUCAGCCAAAUCUGCUUCCCUGCCCUAUAUCAAACAAGAAGAAUUCUCACCCAGAAGCCAGAAUUCCCAACCUGAGGGACUCCUGGUCAGGGCACAACAUGAAAGUGUGGUGCGAGGUACCACAACGAUACAGGAGGGGAGUAUAACACGAGGAACUCCAACCAGUAAAGUUUCAGUUGAGACCAUUCCUUCUUUGAGAGGCUCCAUAACUCAGGGUACCCCAGCUCUGUCCCAGUCUGGCAUCGCUGCGGACGCGCUGCUGAAGGGAACCAUCACCCGGCUGGCCACGGAGGACAGCAGCCCAGAGAAGUGCAGGGAGGAGGCCUCAGCCAAGGGCCAUGUCAUUUAUGAAGGCAAAAGUGGGCAUAUUCUAUCUUAUGAUGCUAUUAAAAAUGUCCGUGAAGGAACAAGGAGUCCAAGAACUGCUCAUGAAAUUGGUUUAAAGAGAACCUAUGAUACAAUGGAAGGAAAUAUAAAGCAGGGGAUGUCACUGAGGGAGUCUCCAGGGUCUGCACCACUGGAAGGUUUAAUCUGCCGAGCGCUGCCUCGGGGUAGCCCACACGCUGAACUGAAGGAGAGAACAGUCUUGUCUGGCUCUAUAAUGCAAGGCACACCAAGAGCAACAGCUGAAAGUUUUGAAGAAGGUUUGAAGUACCCCAAACAGAUCAAGAGAGAGUCACCUCCCAUCAGGACGUUUGAAGGAGCCAUCACCAAGGGCAAACCCUACGAUGGGGUCACCACCAUAAAGGAGAUGGGUCGCUCCAUCCAUGAGAUCCCAAGGCAGGACCUCCUAAGCCAAGAGAGUCGCAAGACUCCUGAAAUGGUGCAGACAAGCAGGCCAAUCAUAGAAGGCUCCAUAUCUCAGGGCACACCCAUAAAAUAUGAAAGCAACUCUGGCCAGUCUGCCAUCAAACACAAUGUAAAAUCUUUAAUCACUGGACCAAGCAAGCUGCCCCGGGGAAUGCCUCAGCUGGAAAUGGUGCCAGAAAAUGUGAAGGUGGUGGAGCGAGGAAAAUACGAAGAUGUGAAGACCGGGGAUGCCGUGCGCUCCCGUCACACGUCAGUAGUCAGCUCUGGUCCCUCUGUUCUCAGGUCAACUCUUCAUGAAACUCCCAAAUCACAGCUGAGCCCUGGGAUUUAUGAUGAUACAAAUGCUCGGAGAACACCUGUGAAUUAUCAGAGUCCAAUGUCCAGGAGUUCACCUAUGAUGAAUAGAGUUAGUGAGGCUUCUUCUGGGAAGCCAGCAAAUCAUGAAAGGAAGAACACUCUCACUCCAACACAGAGGGAGAGUGUGCCAGCAAAAUCUCCAGUGCCAGGGGUUGAUCCUGUAGUGGCUCACAGUCCUUUUGACCCUCACCACAGAGGAGCAACUCCUGAAGUCUACAGGGGUCACCUCCCUCCCCAUUUAGAUCCUGCUAUGCCAUUUCACAGGGCUCUGGAUCCUGCUGCUGCUGCUUACCUGUUCCAAAGGCAGCUGUCCCCCACGCCGGGGUACCCCAGCCAGUACCAGCUGUACGCCAUGGAGAACACGCGCCAGACCAUCCUCAACGACUACAUCACCUCCCAGCAGAUGCAAGUCAACCUCCGGCCCGAUGUCACCAGGGGAUUGUCCCCCAGGGAGCAAACCUUAGCACUCCCUUAUGCAGGAGCACGAGGAAUUAUUGACCUGAACAAUAUGGCCCCCACUAUCUUAGUGCCUCAUCCUGGAGGAACGAGCACCCCACCCAUGGAGAGAAUCACAUAUAUCCCUGGCACCCAGCUUACCUUCCCUCCCAGGCCUUACAACCCUGCUUCUCUGUCACCAGGACACCCCACACACCUGGCAGCUUCUGCAGCAGCAAGUGCUGAAAGGGAACGGGAAAGGGAAAGGGAGAAGGAACGGGAAAGGGAGAGGGAACGUGAACGAGAGCGGGAAAGAGAACGAGAACGUGAGAGGGAGAGAAUCACCUCAGUCCCUGCUGAGCUCUAUCUCCGACCAGGUGCAGAGCAGCCUGGCAGACCCGGCAGUCACGGAUAUGUCCGGUCCCCAUCCCCCUCUGUCAGAAGCCAGGAAAACAUUCUGCAGCAAAGGCCAAGUAUUUUCCAAGGAACCAAUGGGACAAGUGUAAUCACACCUUUGGAUCCUGCUGCUCAGCUACGUAUCAUGCAGCUCACCCCUGGAGCUCCCUCGAUCACUCAAGGCUUGCCAGCUUCCCGUUACAACACUGCUGCUGAUGCCCUGGCAGCACUGGUGGAUGCUGCAGCCUCUGCUCCUCAGAUGGAAGUUGCCAAAGCAAAGGAGAACAAGCAUGAAGGAACCAGGAUAGAAGAGAACAUGGGACGCCGGUCAGCUGUGGUGACUGACCAGCAGCAGAUGGAGCAGAAAACCCUGGAGGUAGAAAAGAGGCCUGUGCAGUGCCCCUAUACAUCUGCAAAUUACUCUGGUGGCAAGUCCCAGGGACAGACUUCAUCAGUAGUCUAUUCAGAGGCUGGUAAAGAGAAAGGACCUCCUCCUAAAUCCAGGUAUGAGGAAGAGCUGAGAACUCGAGGAAAGACCACAAUUACUGCUGCUAACUUCAUAGAUGUGAUCAUCACUCGCCAGAUUGCUUCAGACAAGGAUGCUCGAGAUAGGGGCUCUCAAAGUUCAGAUUCUUCCAGUAGUUUGUCCUCACACCGGUAUGAAGCUCCUGGAGAUGCCAUUGAGGUGAUCAGCCCUGCAAAUUCACCUGUACCUGCUCAAGAAAAGCUACAGCCCUAUCAACAGGAGACACCCAAACCAAGCCAGGCAGAGACUGACCCCAGCAGGCCAUACGAGGGCCCCAUUCACCGCUACAGGACACAACAGGAGCCCCCCUCACCCCAGCAACCUCCACCUCCCUCCUCCCAGGCAGAAGGGAUGGCACAUGUGCCCAGGACCCAUCGGCUCAUCACCCUUGCUGAUCACAUCUGUCAAAUUAUCACACAAGACUUUGCUAGAAACCAAGCAGCUUCUCAGGCCUCUUUGCAGCCUCCCACCACUACAUUCCAGAAUUCCACCCCUGCUCCAGCGCCUGUUUCUGGCCGGGCCAAGAGCUCGAACCGCUACAGCCCCGAGGCGCAGCCACAGCCCGUGCACCACCAGCGGCCAGGGGCCAGGGUGUCCCCUGAGAACCUCUCUGACAAGGCCAGGGGAAGGCCUGGAAAAUCUCCAGAGAGGAGUCACGUCCCCUCAGAGCCCUACGAGCCAAUCUCGCCACCUCAGGUCCCGGUUGUACAUGAGAAACAGGAAAAUGUUCUUUUGCUUUCCCAAAGAACUGAGCCUACUGAACAGAGGACUGACUCUCGCUCUCCAGGCAGUAUCAGUUACCUGCCUUCGUUUUUCACCAAACUUGAGAACACUUCACCAAUGGUAAAAUCCAAGAAACAGGAGAUAUUUCGAAAGCUGAACUCAUCUGGUGGAGGUGACUCUGACAUGGCAACUGCUCAGCCAGGGACUGAAAUAUUCAAUUUGCCAGCAGUCACUACCUCAGGUGCAGUCAGUUCUAGGGGUCACUCCUUUGCAGAUCCUGCCAGUAAUCUGGGUCUGGAAGACAUUAUUAGGAAAGCACUGAUGGGGAACUUUGAUGACAAGAGUGAGGAGCACGGGGUCGUCAUGUCCCAGCCUCUGGCGGUGGCUCCGGGCGGCUCCGGCGCCGCGGUACCGGCGAGUAACGAGCCACGCAGGGAAGAAGCCAAUCCAUCUCCAAAUUCAGGUGGGGCAGUCAGCAAGCAGAAGAUCAUUGGCAAAUCGAACAGUAGGAAGUCAAAGUCUCCGAUUCCUGGGCAGGGAUAUUUGGGAACUGAAAGACCUUCUUCUGUCUCAUCUGUACAUUCAGAAGGGGACUACCACAGACAGACUCCAGUGUGGGCCUGGGAAGACAGGCCUUCAUCAACAGGUUCCACCCAGUUUCCAUACAACCCUCUGACCAUGAGGAUGCUGAGCAGCACCCCCCCAACCUCCAUCACCUGUGCCCCCCCAUCCAUGAGCCAAGCAACCACUCACCCACAGAACAGGAUCUGGGAGCGAGAGCCUGCACCACUGCUUUCAGCACAAUAUGAGACUCUGUCUGACAGUGAUGACUGAACUAUGCAGAUUAUUAUUUUUUUUUAAUUUGCGGGUCAAAAAAAGAAAUCUAUUUUUGACUUGUGCCCAGAGACUUUCCAAGAGAGCAAGGGCCACACAAUGAAGAAUUGCUGGAGAGUCCAUGAAAUGCCUUCUGCACAGGCUGUGUGUUGGAGGAUUGUGGUCGAGAAGGUUGACUUACUAAAGAUAAAUAUGUAAAGAGUUUUUAAAAAUGUGGACUAUUCCUGCUCUACAUCUAUUUGUAAAGAAAACCAUAAUGUCUUUUAAAUCAUUCUUCUGUAAAUAGAGAGUACUUUUUGCAGUGUUUUUUCCCUUGCUAUAGUAUCUGGUGUACUUAUGUUCAAAUCAUUGCCUAAACUUUGGGGGUCAUUUUGUAAUUUUUUUUAAGCAUUUUCUCCAGUGUAGAAUACUCUUCAUAACCCUAGCCUCCCUCAGCCUAGCCUAACCAGAACCCCAGCCUCCCAACCAUCAUUGCCCACUUAAUGCCGUGCCACUUCCUGCAGGCAUUGUGCUUUUAUAUAAUUUUUUUUUCCCUAGACACACUUUCUCAGUGGUGUUCAAGCUCUUGUGAAAAUGUUGAUUUUUAAGACUGACCCCUUAGUGAAUUCUGUACAUUAACAUAACUCCAGUCUGCUGGAAUAAGAUGAUAUAUUUCUUUGGAAUUUGAAAUUCUGCCACAUUGUAAAUUUUUGGUGCAGUUGGUUUUAUUUAGCAACACUGCAGUAAUAUUAUUGCAUGGGUAUGUUAUGGUUCAUUUUUAAAAGGUUAAAGAAACAAAAAAAGAACAGCUUCUGGAGGCAUACCUCACUGUUAUGCACACUGGGAAUUUUAACUGUGCCCUAAAAGCCUAUUCUUAGUGUUCUCUGUUUCUGCAUUGUAUGCAGUCAAAACAGGCUACUAAAUUUUUCUGUCAUAUUUAACCACAGCAAAUGGCUUUUCUGAACAGAGGCUCUGGGUGGGUUGAUAAAUCCUUUAAGAAGAAAAAUCUCCACAUCCCAAGUUUAAAUAAAACAAAGUGCUUUUUUAGAAUAAUUGA